Messenger RNA from Amphiprion ocellaris (clown anemonefish), 3396 nucleotides. RefSeq names its product leucine-rich repeat transmembrane neuronal protein 4. NCBI's taxonomy places the organism in Eukaryota, Metazoa, Chordata, Actinopteri, Pomacentridae. Gene Ontology annotation, cellular component: plasma membrane. Bases 587 to 2398 code for a protein of 603 amino acids. Gene Ontology annotation, molecular function: protein binding. The transcript is spliced from 3 exons. The record is from RefSeq and is a predicted model, not a curated record.
UCCACCAACAUCAUUCCUGUUGCUAUACAACUGAUUUAUUCUUGAUGCCACGGUCAACGUGUGUAAUCCACAACAGACUGCGCCUUUUCCCUCCGCUGUCCGCGCCUGGACCAGGAGACCGACCAACUUGUCGCGUCUGGACCACAGUUUCCCGUCAGAUUUCUGCACUUGGUCGUGUUUCCAGUCUCUUUUUCUUGCCACUUAACCCAGAUUCAACAAUUGGCGACUCGCUGUUAGAAUGUAUUUUAUCAGCUUCCCACGACAAGCGUUGAACAGAGUCAUUGUCAGGAGGCUGCGAGCCUGAGCGCGUCCGUUCCAAGGGCUUCUGUAAGGUGGCAGUCAGAAAGAGAGAGAGAGAGAAAAAAAAUAUGCACGAUCAAGCUGAUGUGCGGUAAACUACACACAGAGGUUGAUGCACACCUUCUGGAGCUGCUCUCUUCUCCGACAGGUGUGCGGCUGUGAGCAGAGCGGUUCUGGCUGCGGCGCAAAGUGCGUAGAUUUUCCGCGCAGACGGGCGUCCUGGUGGCGGAGGGUCCAACUAUUUGGGCAAAACGCCGAGUGCGUCUAACAUGUGGACCAGGGACGCAUGCAACAGAGAGCCCCGAACAUGAGGAGGAGCCGACAUCGCGCAAAUAUGGGACUUUCAGUGCUUUUCAGAUGGAUUGUGUUCACAGUGGUGGUGCCCGCCUGGCUGCUCGCUGUUCCCAGUGGCAUCCGUGAGCGUCCCUGCCCCCAGAGCUGUAGAUGUGAUGGGAAAAUAAUAUACUGCGAAUCCAAUGCCUUCCGUGACGUGCCAAACAACGUGUCUGUCGGCACACAGGGCCUGUCCCUGCGCUACAACAGCCUGGCGAACCUCAGAGCCCACCAGUUUGCAGGCCUGAGUCAACUAGUUUGGCUCUACCUCGACCACAAUUACAUCAAUGCCGUGGACGGCCAGGCUUUCCACGGCAUACGGAGGCUCAAAGAACUGAUUCUCAGCUCCAAUAAGAUCACACAGCUAAAAAACAACACUUUCCACGAUGUCCCCAAUCUGCGUAAUCUUGACCUUUCCUAUAACAAGCUGCAGGUUCUCCAGCCGAAUCAGUUUGUGGGUCUACGGAAGCUGCUGAGUUUACACUUGAGGUCAAACUCCUUAAAAACUGUCCCAAUGCGAGUUUUCCUUGACUGUCGCAACCUGGAGUUUCUAGAUAUUGGCUACAACAGGCUUCGGAGCCUCACCCGUAAUGCCUUUGCAGGACUCCUUAAGCUCAUUGAGCUUCAUUUGGAGCAUAACCAGUUUUCGAAGAUAAAUUUUGCUCAUUUUCCGCGCCUGACUAACCUGAGGGCCCUGUAUCUGCAGUGGAACCGUAUCAAACUGCUCACCCAGGGACUGCCGUGGAUGUGGACUUCCCUGCAAAAGUUGGACCUGUCCGGAAAUGAGCUCCAAAUGUUGGAUCCGAGUACAUUUCAAUGCCUGCCUAAUCUUCAGACUCUUAACCUGGACUCCAACAAACUCAGCAACGUCUCCCAGCAGACAGUGGAGGCUUGGAUCUCGCUCACCACCAUCAGUCUUGCUGGCAAUUUGUGGUUCUGUAAUCCCAACAUUUGUCCUCUGGUGUCCUGGCUCAAAGCCUUUAAAGGCAACAAGGAGUCUACCAUGAUUUGUGCCAGUCCCAAGGAGGCACAAGGAGAGAAAGUUACUGAUGUGGUGGAGACUUAUAACAUCUGUACAGCCACGCCGAGCCCCGUCCCCUCGACGAAAGCGCCCCUCACCUCUGUGUUCCCACCUGAGCUGCUGCCUCUUACCACAAAGUCUGUGUCGGAUAAAAAGCUGAUCUGGAACAGGACGGCUUCUCCGACCCCCACCGAGGCCUCCCCCACCAUCCCCCUGCCAGACACUGAGUACGUGUCCUUCCACAAGAUCAUAGCUGGUAGCGUGGCCCUCUUCUUAUCUGUGGCUAUAAUUCUGCUGGUUAUAUAUGUCUCGUGGAAGCGCUAUCCCACCAGUAUCAAACAGCUUCAGCAGCGCUCAGCAGUUAAAACGCGCCAGAAAAAGGCACGGGAGACUGAGCGCUCCCUUAAUUCGCCACUGCAAGAGUACUAUGUGGACUACAAGCCUUCACACUCAGAGACUAUGGAUGUGCUGGUUAAUGGGACAGGACCUUACACAUACACCAUCUCAGGCUCCAGGGAAUGCGAGAUUCCGCGGCAGCUGAGCGCUCUGACAUUGUACAGGUGUGAGCAGUCGGUUCUGGAUUACUGCCAUGCCCACCUGUCGCUGCGCCUCAAUGUGGGCAUGGAGCCCUCCACUCAGGCGCUGGGAGGUCCGGGGCCAGCCUUGUACCACCCGGGCCUGAUGGCUGCCCUCCCCUCCGAGCCUGUGCUGCCUUGCCCCCCAACCUACUCCCACCACCAGUGAGCCGUGCAAACUGCGAGGCUCGUCUCCAAACUACUGUAUGUCUGCUGCACAGGAUCAGUGGACUGCUCAAAGGAAUUUAAAGGCUGCGUGGGAGGGAACUGGGACUGGUAAAGAAGCAAAGGAGACAAUUAAUCUACUGCAGAGCAUCCUGGAUGCAGGGUAAUGAAAAUGAAAAUAUUUCUCAGUGGAAAUAACGGGGUGCAGCAGUAUUGAUUAGUGAGCUUCUGACCUGGCUGAUCCUCAAUGUCCUCAAUUAGCAAAGGUGGCGGAAAAAGCAGCAUGACUUUCCACGCUCUGCUUUGCCUCUUGAGGAGUAUUAAGGAUAAUAAGUUAAUGAUUUGUUAAUCUUAUUAAACAUAUUUCCUCGACUUCUCAUAAUCUGGGCACCUCUCCGCUGUGCAGGUAAAGUAAUCAAAUGCAAAAUGCUAUAAACAGAGCAGGGAAACAGCAUGAUAAGCAGUCGAGUAGCAGAACAAAUGAAAGAUCGGCCAACCUAUAAGGUUCUCUGCUGCUUUUCCUGAUCAUGCUGUCAGUCAGAGGUCUCUCUCUCGCUCAAGUCCCUGUAGCGUUUUUCAUUUCAAGAAAUUAGCCACUCCAAUGAAAUUACCCAAGACAAGAGAAACGAGUCAGAAAAUAUCGGACAGUAACUGUCAUAUAAAAUGUACAGCCCACACAUCUUGCCGGCAGUAAGUAUAAUUUUCAUGGUGACUUUUGAUUUCCUUAAUGAUUUGUGAUGUUGAUCACUUUCUAAUUAAUUUAAUGGAGCUGAGAAAUAAACAGAUGAAAACUAAACACCAAGUACAGAUCUUGGUGCUCUGGGACGUUGAGAUACUUACGUUUCAUCCUUCAUUUAAAUCACUCUUGUGGUUAAUGGUUUUUGUUUUUAUAAUGUGUUAUUCAAGCAAUUAUCUGACUGUGCACUCAUAUAUCUACAUGUGUGUGCUUUUUACGAGAUGUUACACUAUAAUAUAUGGUAAAUAAACUGUGGUAAAUGACCA